Messenger RNA from Talpa occidentalis (Iberian mole), 3037 nucleotides. RefSeq names its product twinfilin actin binding protein 1 (gene TWF1). NCBI's taxonomy places the organism in Eukaryota, Metazoa, Chordata, Mammalia, Eulipotyphla, Talpidae. Gene Ontology annotation, biological process: regulation of lamellipodium assembly; positive regulation of neuron projection development; actin filament depolymerization. The transcript has 9 exons. Gene Ontology annotation, molecular function: actin monomer binding; actin filament binding. Gene Ontology annotation, cellular component: actin filament; myofibril; cytoplasm. The coding region runs from base 54 to 1106 and encodes 350 amino acids. The record is from RefSeq and is a predicted model, not a curated record.
GCUGGGCCGCUCGCCGCACUCAGCGCCGGAGCCGGGAGCCCGCGGCAGCCGCCAUGUCCCACCAGACCGGCAUCCAAGCAAGUGAAGAUGUUAAAGAUGUCUUUGCCAAAGCAAGAAAUGGAAAAUACAGACUUUUGAAGAUCUCUAUUGAAAAUGAGAAACUUGUGAUUGGAUCUUGUAGUCAGCCUUCAGAUACUUGGGAUAAGGAUUAUGAUUCCUUUAUUUUACCCUUGUUGGAGGACAAACAACCAUGCUAUAUAUUAUUCAGAUUGGAUUCUCAGAAUGCCCAGGGAUAUGAAUGGAUAUUUAUUGCAUGGUCUCCAGAUCAUUCUCAUGUUCGUCAAAAAAUGUUGUAUGCAGCAACAAGAGCAACUUUGAAAAAAGAGUUUGGAGGUGGCCACAUUAAAGAUGAAGUGUUUGGCACAAUAAAGGAAGAUGUUUCAUUACAUGGAUAUAAAAAAUAUUUGCUGUCACAGUCUUCCCCUGCCCCACUGACUGCAGCUGAGGAGGAAUUACGACAGAUUAAAAUUAAUGAGGUGCAGACAGACGUGAGUGUGGACACUAAGCAUCAAACACUACAAGGAGUAGCGUUUCCUAUUUCUCGAGAAGCUUUUCAAGCUUUGGAAAAAUUGAAUAACAGACAGCUCAAUUAUGUGCAAUUGGAAAUAGAUAUAAAAAAUGAAAUUAUAAUUUUGGCCAACACAACAAAUACUGAACUAAAAGAUUUGCCAAAGAGGAUUCCCAAGGAUUCAGCACGUUACCAUUUCUUUGUGUAUAAACAUUCCCAUGAAGGAGACUAUUUGGAAUCCAUAGUUUUUAUCUAUUCAAUGCCUGGCUACACCUGCAGUAUAAGAGAACGGAUGCUCUAUUCUAGCUGCAAAAGCCCUCUGCUGGAAAUUGUAGAAAGACAGCUCCAAAUGGAUGUGAUUAGAAAGAUAGAGAUAGACAACGGGGAUGAGCUGACUGCAGACUUCCUUUAUGAAGAAGUACACCCCAAGCAGCAUGCACAUAAGCAAAGUUUUGCAAAACCCAAAGGUCCUGCAGGAAAAAGAGGAAUUAGAAGACUAAUCAGGGGUCCAGCUGAAACUGAAGCCACUACUGAUUAAAAUCACUGUUAUUAAGUAUUACAAUACUAGUUUUAUAAAACUCCAGCUUUUAGUACAGGAUAACUGAAAUCAUUCCAUAUUGAUAUAUAGUAGGGGAAAACGUACUUUUUGAAAAUUAGCACUUUUCACUUCUGUGUGUUUUUAAAAUUAAUGUUAUAAGGAAACUCAUGGUUUCUAUUUUUGAGUUAAAGCAAAAAAGGUUUGACAUAGUAAUGUUUAGUUUUGUCACACUGUUUUCAUAGAGUGAUAAUUUCACACUUUCACAUAAUUCUGAAAUUUUGUACAGUUGGGCCAAUUACAGAAAGUCUAAUGUCUCAAAGUAAGAGACACUCUUUGGUGAAACAUCAGAUUUUUUCAUUAAGGAAAAGACAAUGACUAAAAUACUCAUACACAUAAUGAUUAUGUUAAGGGCCAGGUUAUAUUAUUUUCUAAGCUGGAAGCUUAGUGUGCCUACAAAAAGGUGGAAAGUUGCUUACUUUGAGAAUAGUGCUAACUCUCAGAUAGAGGGAUCAUGUCUGCAGCUUUUAGGAACAGUGCUUUAAUGCAGCAGUCUUUUCUAUUAGACUUUUUGUUUUUUUAAAUGGCAUUAAAAUUUCAGAAGAUUAGCUCACUUUGAAACCUUCAAGGAUACCAGAUAUUUUCUAUAAUGCAGGAUUUCUGAUGACAUUGAAAGAAUGUUGAAACAGCGUUGGUAAAUUCUGUUUUAGUGCUUUAAAAAUUUCCAUUUUAAAAGUAAGUCAUUUCAUUAUAAGUAUUAUAAGGCCAAAUAUUUAUGUAUGGGUUGAAUGUUAAAUUAAUACCCAGCAACACCACUAAAGUCAACAGUGUUGACAGGUUUUCAACAUGCUACUUCUUUCCCAACCCAUAUAUAUAAAGGCAAAUUGUGUUCCAUAUCACUUUUGAGCAUAUAUUCAGAUUUAAUAGUUGUUUUUAACAGCCUUUGGUACUUACCACCCUAACACAAAUGAACACUUCAGAAGCUUGUUUCAGUUUAUACUGUAUCUUAAAACAUCUGUUUUCUAAAGCUUUGCAUUUUCAGUUACAAUCUAGAGAGAUUUUGAGCCUCAUUUUUGGUUGAUACUUGAAAUAGAGGGAAAUAGAACACUUCAUAUUUUAACCUGCUGCAGGAGCCAUAACUUUAAGGAAUUUUCUAAAUGAACUGUGGAGAUCCAUGAUUCAGAAUUUCUUCACCUAAACUUUAUGCUGCAUAAAACAGAUCAUAGAAAUGGACAUUUCAUAGUAUAAAGUAUGAAACACUCAUUUUUAUACUUUAUUAUCUAAGGAAGUAUAUGCACCUUUUAGAAAUCCAUUGUAUGUCAAGCAAAGCAUAUCAGAAUAAUGGAUUUUUUUCCCCCUACAAUUAUAAGUAUUUGUGUGGAGUUUUGUUUACAAAUAAUCAGACUAUAAUAUUGAAACAUGCAAAACAAUCAACAGUAAUGUUGCACUUGUUUACUAAAGGUAGACUUUACGUUGUCCCAUGGGUGCACACACACACAGACACACACACAAAUCACUGCAUUGCAAGUCCCAGAACUGUGCUGUAGAACAGAGUGGAAGCUGUUAUUCAGCCAGGAAGACUGUUAACCCAUCUUGAAGGUAUAAAAUAAUUUAGUAGUGAAUGUUUUUAUGUACCAUUCAUGUGCAAUUAUACUCUAAAUUCUACUACACUACAUGAAAGUCAAUGGACAUUCCAGAAUAUAGAUGUGAUUAUAUAGUCUUAAUUAUUAUUAAACCAAUGAUUGCUGAAAAUCAGUGAUGCAUUUGUUAUAUAGAGUAUAACUCAUCGUUUACAGUAUGUUUUAGAUGGCAUCAUCAUAACAACAGGGGGUGAAUAAAAUAUUCCCAAUAAAUUUAUAUAGCGGUGAAGAAGUACAUGCCUUCUGUGGACAUUUUAUAAGUGCAUUUUAUAUUGCAAUAAAAAUCUUUUCUCU